Molecule: messenger RNA, 2235 nt
Organism: Malania oleifera
Lineage: Eukaryota; Viridiplantae; Streptophyta; Magnoliopsida; Santalales; Ximeniaceae
Product: AAA-ATPase ASD, mitochondrial-like
Exons: 1
Coding region: 514-2073 (519 amino acids)
Molecular function (GO): ATP hydrolysis activity; ATP binding
Source: RefSeq, a predicted model, not a curated record
GAGAUCAGUUCCCAUCUCUCUCUCUCUCUCUCUCUCUCUCUCUCUCUCUCUCUCUCUCUCUUGUUUCCUGGUUCACGGUCUUUUUGGCGGCUCCUCUGCUGUGUAUGUAUUGGUGCGCGGUAGUUGUGAUUGAUCCAUGUAUGCAUAAUUCAUUUUCUACGUGGAAAGAUGGUUUAGCCUACUUCCAGUCUCCCUUUCGUUAUAGAAACUGACAACCGUACUGUCCCCACUGGUGACUAUUGUAAUAUGAAAACCUCGUAGAAAUUGAAUGCGAAGACAAUUUGUAUGGCUAUUAUAAUAUGAAAACUUCGUAGAAAUUGAAUGCGAAGACAAUUUGUCUGUAUAGUAAGACUUGGGGUCGUCGGGCUCUCCUAUAUAUUUAUUUUUAUUAUUUAAUGUUUAUAUGGCACUACUCUGCGAGUCUCUCCUAAAUAUUCGUUGAGUAGCAUAUCUGUUUGAACUAGCUUAUUGCAACAAGAAAGUAAUUCCGAAUUAAGGUGAUCUGGGAUCAAUAUGGGGAGCACCGGAGAGAUGUGGACUCAGUUGGGAUCUGCCAUGGCCGGCAUGAUGUUCAUUUGGGCCAUGUUCGCCCAAUACUUCCCUCGUCAACUCAAGCCCCAUAUUGAAACUUAUGCCGACAAACUGAUGAGCUUUGUGUACCCUUAUAUUCACAUCACCUUCCCUGAAUUCACUGGAGAGCGCUUCAAGCGCAAUGCUGCCUACACCGCCAUCGAGACCUACCUCAGCGCCAACUCCUCCCAGCGUGCUAGACGCCUCAAAGCUGAUCUCGUCAAAGACUCCCAAUCUCUCGUCCUCAGCAUGGACGAUUCUGUGGAGGUCACCGAUGAGUUUCAAGGAGCGAAGCUUUGGUGGUCUUCCAACAAAAUUUUCCCUCAAACGCAGGUCAUCUCUUUGUAUCCAAAUUCCGAUGAGAGGAGAUACUACAAGCUCAUCUUCCACAAACGACACCAGGAUAUCAUUACCAAGUCCUACUUAAGGCACGUGAUCGACCAGGGUAAAGCUAUUACUGUUGAAAACCGGCAACGAAAGCUCUAUACGAAUAAUCGUAGUGAAAAUUGGUAUGGGUACAAGCGAAGUGUGUGGAGCCAUGCACCUUUUGAACACCCAUCAAGAUUUGAUACUUUAGCAAUGGAGCCCAAUAAGAAAGAAAUGAUCAUCAAGGACUUGAUGACUUUUAGCAAAUCAAAAGAGUAUUAUUUGAAAAUCGGAAAGGCGUGGAAGCGUGGGUAUUUGCUUUAUGGUCCCCCAGGAACUGGGAAGUCCAGCAUGAUUGCAGCCAUGGCGAAUCUUUUGAACUACGAUGUGUACGAUAUCGAGUUGACGGCGAUCAAAGACAACACAGAGUUGAGGAAGCUGUUGAUUGACACGAUGAGCAAGUCGAUAAUCGUUAUUGAGGAUAUUGAUUGUUCGCUUGACCUUGCGGGAAAGCGGAAACAACAAAAUAAGGAGAAGGAUGGCGACAAGGAAGAGAAGGACCCGAUUAGUAAAAUGAAAAAUGGUGGCAUGGAAGAUAGUAAGGUAACUCUAUCUGGACUUUUGAAUUGCAUUGAUGGCCUAUGGUCGGCUUGCGGGGAAGAAAGAAUAAUAAUAUUUACUACAAAUUAUAAAGAGAACCUCGAUCCAGCUCUCAUUCGAAGGGGACGAAUGGAUAAGCACAUUGAAUUGUCAUAUUGUUGCUUUGAAGCCUUCAAAAUUCUUGCUAAGAAUUACUUGGAUGUUGAUUCGCACCAUUUGUUUGGGAUAGUGCAAAGAUUGUUGGAAGAAACCAAAGUGACUCCGGCCGACGUUGCAGAGAAUUUGAUGCCUAAGUCUGCAGAAGAAGAUGCCACGAUAUGUUUGCGAAAUUUGAUUGAAGCUCUAGAAAAGGCAAAUGAGGAGGCAAAGUCAAUAGCUGAAGAAGAAGAGAGGAUGAAGGCUGAGAAAGAUGAGAAAGCAAAAGAGGAAACAAAUCCUGCAAAAGAAGGAAAGGUGAAGGAACCACCAGCUGGAAAAGAAUUGGAAGGAAAGAAAACAUCAGAUAAGGAAGUGAAGGAGAAUGGAAUCACUGCCUAAAAAUGAUUAGGGAAUUGAUGAAAGAUAUAUUGAAAAUAAACUUGGUUAAAUUAGUUAUUUUUGUCAAGUGAAUGUGUUCUUUUAGUAUUUUGUGUAAGUGUCAUCAAUCCAUGUAUCUAGAUUAAACCGUUAUAUUAUGUUAUGUGUGCCAUUAUAACAAAA